Messenger RNA from Solanum tuberosum (potato), 1438 nucleotides. RefSeq lists its product as uncharacterized. NCBI's taxonomy places the organism in Eukaryota, Viridiplantae, Streptophyta, Magnoliopsida, Solanales, Solanaceae. The coding region runs from base 133 to 654 and encodes 173 amino acids. The record is from RefSeq and is a predicted model, not a curated record. The transcript has a single exon. Gene Ontology annotation, molecular function: acyltransferase activity, transferring groups other than amino-acyl groups.
GGACAUCAUCACAUGCCUUAUAUAGUUAUAUAUUAUGGUCCAAAACUCACUCAACUAAGACUUGUACAAAUUCAAAAUAAACAGAGUAAACAACACAGGAGAGAUCAUCAUAGCUAGAACAAGUUUAAUCAAAUGGACAACACAAGAAUCUCUCUAAGGCCAUUCAACAUUUCUGAUGCUAACAACCUCUUUACAUGGGCUAACGACGAAAACGUUACAUAUUAUCUAAGAUGGAACACAAUAACAUCAAUUGAAGCAGCAAGAAAUUACAUCCAACAAGUUGUUAUUCCACAUCCAUGGCGUCGAUCCAUUUGUUUGGAUGAUCGUUCAAUCGGAUACGUAUCAGUAAGGCCAGAAUCAGGGAGUGAUGAUCAAAAUCAUAGAGCUCACAUUGGAUAUGCAAUUGGUUCUGAUUAUUGGGGACAAGGAAUUGUUACUAAGGCAUUAAAAAUGGCUAUACCAAUUGUGUUCAAUGAUUUUCCUAAUUUGGUCAGGGUAGAAGCAUUGGUGGAACCUCAAAAUAUAGGGUCACAAAAGGUGUUAGAAAAAGUUGGUUUCAAAAAAGAAGGAUUUUUAAGAAAGUAUGGUUUUAAUAAAGGUGAAAUUAGAGAUAUGUUCAUCUAUAGCUUCUUAUCAACUGAUCAAAUUUUGUGAGGAAAAAGAGGGAGGGUUGGCUUAGGGGCGGAGCUACAGUUCUGCUUAUGGAUUCACUAAAAUCUAGGCGUUUUGGCACAAACUCGGUAUUUGUGUUAAAAGAUGUACUUCAUAUAUAUAUAUAAAUAAUUUAACAAAAAUCAAUAAGUUAUUUUUUUGAGAAUUCAGAACUCAUAAACUCAAAAUUUUAAUUUGUCUCUGCUUGGGCUUUAUCAAAUCAAUACAAUGUUAAGGUGAAAAGAUGAACAAUUUACAUACGAGUUUAAUUUCUAUGAACUGACAAAACUAUUAGAACGAAUUAACCUGCAACAAUAGAUAAUCUUUCACUAGCAAGUAUGAUACAAAAUAUAGUUUGAAGACAGAGAACAAAAUUUUGUUUAUUUGCAUCAAGCUUUUGAGGAGCUCAUUCAAGGCUUACUAGAACUAUUAUUCAACAGAAAAUAAGAACUAUUAUCCUAACUGAAAAUGGGGAGAUUGAAAAAUACAAAAACACACAAUAAUCUAAAUAGUUUUAGAUGAAAACAUAGAACAAUAGAAUAUAUAUAAAAAAAACAAUACGUCAUGACAAUGUAUUUACAUGUAUCAAAAGUUGAAAAUCUUUUGAAUAAUUACUGAGAUUUCUUGGGAAAAUGGAGGAAUUUCAUAUUAACAAGGAAAGUUAAUUGAGGUGAGGGAGUAUGGAUAAAAAUCGUGAAAGAGGGAAAGGAGAGAAUGUGGGUAAAAAAUUGAGAGAGAGAAAAGUGGGUAAUGAAUGUUGUGUCGUAAUUUAACUAACCUUUAGAAA